ACACCAUCGACAUCGUGCGUGACCCCAUCUCCCCCGGGGAAUACAAGCCCGAGGAGGACCCCAAGCUCUACCACUCAGCCAAGACGGGCCGGGGCCCGCUGGGGGACGACUGGCUGGAGACGGCCGCCGGCGGGCCCCUGAUGUGCGCCUACAAGCUCUGCAAGGUGGAGUUUCGCUACUGGGGGAUGCAAUCCAAAAUCGAGCAGUUCAUCCACGACGUGGGUUUGCGGAAGGUGAUGCUGCGCGCCCACCGCCAGGCUUGGUGCUGGCAAGAUGAGUGGACGGACCUGACGAUGGAGGACAUUCGGCAGCUGGAGGAGGAGACGGCGCGGAUGCUGGCGCAGAAGAUGGCCAAGUGCGGCGAGGCUGAGGAGCCCCCCGCCACUGGGGCCAGUCCCGAGGGGCGGCCGGAGCCGGGGGCUGCCAGUGGGCAGGAGGGGGCUGACGUGCAGGGGGUGGCCGAUGCCUCCCCUGAUGAUACCUUUGCCAAGCAGUGGUCCACCUCUUCCCGGUCUUCCUACUCUUCCCAGCAUGGAGGUGAGGGACCAGGUCCUGUGCUCAGCCCCUACAGCCACGACAGGGACAGCCUGUCCAGCAGCCAGGACCACAUCCCGCUGGCGGCCCUCCCGCUGCUGGCCACCUCUUCGGGGAGCUACCAGCAUGCCGUGGGUGCCGUCAUCACCCGCGCCAACCAGGCGUACAGCGCCUUCCUACACUCUGGGGAGGGGGCCGGCUUCUGUGGCCAGGUGGUGCUGCUGGGGGACUGCGUGGGCGGCAUCCUGGGCUUCGACGCGCUCUGCCAGAGCCGGGCAG
Messenger RNA from Nipponia nippon (crested ibis), 813 nucleotides. NCBI's taxonomy places the organism in Eukaryota, Metazoa, Chordata, Aves, Pelecaniformes, Threskiornithidae. The record is from RefSeq and is a predicted model, not a curated record.